Molecule: messenger RNA, 2184 nt
Organism: Gigantopelta aegis
Lineage: Eukaryota; Metazoa; Mollusca; Gastropoda; Neomphalida; Peltospiridae
Product: trafficking protein particle complex subunit 13-like
Exons: 12
Coding region: 190-1422 (410 amino acids)
Cellular component (GO): TRAPPIII protein complex
Source: RefSeq, a predicted model, not a curated record
CUAUUCCCUUACUUUGGUUUGUCUUACUAAGUUAGUUCCUGUGGGUCUGGACAAUGAUGUUUUGGCAAAUUUGUCUGAUAUAAAUGUCUAGCAAGGAUUUGGACUAGCUAAUAAGUGGAUUAUACAGACUGGAGCUAUUGACAGGAGACUUUGGGAGGUGUCAGAGUACAGCCAAUACGAUCACAGAGCAUGGAGUCUUCUGGGACUCCACACUGUUGUUUGAAAGUGAUGCGCCUUACAAAGCCGACACUGAUGCCGUACCAGCCCGUGGUGUGUGAGAGCAGAGACCUGUGUGGAGAUGUCUUUUUGAAGAUGAACUCCAACGACCUGGCAAAACCUCGCAAUCUGGAUUACUUCCCUCUAGGAGACAUGUUGACUCUGCCUCAAAACUUUGGAAAUAUAUUUCUUGGAGAGACAUUUUCCAGCUACAUUAGUGUGCACAAUGAUUCCAGCCAAACGUGUAGAGAGAUUGUGUUGAAGGCUGACCUACAGACCAGUUCGCAGAGACUAGCCCUGUCCAGCAUCAACUCACAACCCAUACAGGAGCUGCUGUCCAAUCACAGCAUUGAUGAUGUCAUACACCACGAAGUCAAGGAACUUGGAACUCAUAUCCUUGUGUGUGCUGUCAGUUAUACAACCAAUUCUGGAGAAAGAAUGCAGUUCCGAAAGUUCUUUAAGUUCCAGGUUCUGAAGCCUCUUGAUGUUAAGACCAAGUUUUACAAUGCUGAGCAUUUCAUUUCUGACGACGUGUAUCUGGAAGCUCAGAUUCAGAACAUUACACCGGGACCCAUCUACAUGGAACAAGUGAGUCUCGACCCGUCGCCCCAGUACACAUCGAAACAACUCAACUCAAUGGAAGGAGAUGGUGAAGAUCAGGUGUUUGGAAAGCCUAACUACCUAAAUGCAAUGGAUACACGGCAGUACUUGUAUUGUUUAACCCCAAACUCUGAGCUGUAUGGAGAGAACAAGGUGCUCAAAGGGGUAACAAAUAUUGGAAAACUUGACAUAGUAUGGAAAACAAACAUGGGAGAGAAGGGGAGAUUACAAACCAGUCAACUGCAGAGAGUAGCCCCUGGAUAUGGUGACAUAAGAUUGACUGUAGAGUCUGUUCCAGAUACCGUUUCCUUGGAAACAACAUUUAACUUAACCUGUAGGAUAACUAAUUGCUGUGAGAGAACCAUGGAUCUGACACUGGUGUUACAGAAUUUGCCAGGUAUAGGGUUAAUGUGGUGUGGAAUAUCAGGCAAACAGCUGGGGAAACUGCCACAGAAUGAGAGCAUGGACAUUCCAUUAACAUUGUUAGCUAUUACACCAGGCUUACAGACCCUCUCUGGUCUUCGACUGACAGACAACUUUCUAAAGAGAACUUAUGAACAUGAUGACAUCACUCAAGUUUUGGUCUUAGAUGGCGAUAUUCACUGAGAUCGUGAUGUCAUUUGGGCAUCGUGCAAUACUGUUUCUCUGACAAUCUCAACAUUUUGCUUGUGAAAUACUGUUUUCUAGACCAGGUCCAGAUACUGAGUUGGUGAAAUAUGUUUUUCAUGCGAGUAUGAAAAUAAUGUACACAACAAAAUGCUAUUCAUAUAUGGUUGCAUUUUUUGUGUUAUUUUCAUCAUUAUAAAGCUCCUUGUUUAUAAACCGUUGUAUUAAACAUGUCUGAAUAACAAAAUGAGUUGUGAAGCAGUGGGUAGAACAGGGAAACCUAAAUGAGUAUGUAAUGAUAUCUUUUUUAUAAACCAAUGCUGUUACAUAUGUUGAUGCUGUUGUUUGACGUCUUAAUAAAAAUUCAUAUGCAUAAUUUUCAUUUGACACAAGCUUGAUACAUACCAUACAGGUAAUAAUAAUCAAUAACUGAUGCCAAUGAAUAUGUGUAAUUAAGUGGGUGGAACAGUGAUGUGAAGGGAGUAUGACAAUUAUCAACCGUACAAAGUGAUAAUGUUAAUUACGGAAUAUUUAUGUAUACAGAUAUAUAUGCAGAAAGAUGUGUAUUUUAGUGAGUCUGAAGUGAACAGAGCUCAUGUUCAUAUUCAGGUUGUGAUAUCAGACCCUGGAACACAGUUGUUUUGUUUUGUUUUUCCUUCUGAUAAUAGCCUGUAUGGUAGUAGUAACUAAAUGUUUGUAUAAAAAUGUUCCUACGGAGUAAUUGUAAAGUUCAGCAGAAAUGUAUUAAAACAUCAUACACUG